Messenger RNA from Nematolebias whitei (Rio pearlfish), 296 nucleotides. RefSeq names its product tRNA (adenine(37)-N6)-methyltransferase. The record is from RefSeq and is a predicted model, not a curated record. NCBI's taxonomy places the organism in Eukaryota, Metazoa, Chordata, Actinopteri, Cyprinodontiformes, Rivulidae.
GAUCAGGAGCAGCUAAAAGCUAACAAAGUCAGAGCUGUGUUCAGCUAUUUUUCUCCGUUAAAUCAGUAAAAUGAGUCCGCCGUGCGGCUGCUGCCGUGAGAACAUGAAUAAACUGAACCAGCAGGUUUCUGUGAUGCGGAAAGAAAUCAAGAACCUCAGACAGGUUCUGGACAGUUCUGUCAGAGCUCAUCGCAAACAGCUGGCGUGUGUUCAGGCUGCUGUUUCAAAGAUGACUUCCUGCCAAGAUCAGGACCAGGACCAGACCCCGACACCACCACAGUCUGCGCUAGAACAAG